Messenger RNA from Amborella trichopoda, 1573 nucleotides. It is a transcript of the gene DGAT3, whose product is annotated as diacylglycerol acyltransferase. The record is from RefSeq and is a predicted model, not a curated record. Lineage: Eukaryota; Viridiplantae; Streptophyta; Magnoliopsida; Amborellales; Amborellaceae.
CUUCUUCUUGGAAACUCUGGUCUCGGAGAUCGGCGUUCAAGAAUGGAGGCUUCGAGCGCGGUUUCCCGUCCAAUUUCCCGCCUUCCUUUUACUGAAAAGCGGUUUUCGGUCCCCCACAAGCCCUUUCGUGUCAAGGUAUCCCUCGAUUGCCCUUCAGUUUCGGUCCCCACCAAGCGGUUUUCCGGCAAUCUGAGGCUUGUUAAGGAGGAGUGGACGGUGUCUAGGCUCUGCAAAAACCCCUUUUCGAAGGGUUAUGGUGGUUUAGGAUUUUCUGAUGCCAGUCAUGUUAUGUAUUAUUGUGAGGGAGCAACGUGUAGGAGCAACGUGAAGGAGGAGAAGAAGAGGAAGAAGUUGCUUAAGGGAUUGGAAAAGGAUUUAUUUUCGUUUUCUGGGAUGUUUAAUGGUGCUGAAAUUGAGGGCAAUUUGGCUGGUGAAGUUAAAGGAAAGAUGAUAUCGGAAGCAACAAAUGUUUUGCUGACUCAGCUGCAACAACUGAAAGCAGAACAAAAGGAAAUUAAGAAAAGGAGGAAAGCCAUGAAAGCAGCUCAGAAAGAGAUGAGGUCUCCUCGAGAGGCCGUGGACUCUUCGUCCUCUUCCUCAGAAUCAAGUGACAGUGAGUGUGAGGUGGUCACCAUGAAUCGCUUAAGAAACUCUCUUCUCACGAAACCCAGCCCAGAUCCCCAAGCCCCUGUUGAAGAAGCAACACUUUCUCUAACUGAAUCUGAACCUGUUGAAGAAACAACACUUUCUCUAACUGAAUCUGAACCAAUUCUCCUCUACCCAGUUCAAGAACUAUCAAUUCCAGCCCAACUUGAAAAAUCAGCAGUCUCUUCUGCGAUGAACCAAAUCCGAAAUAAACCUGCAGAGACAUGUUGUAGUGGCAGCCCUCUUCAUUGUAGUGGCAGCCCUCUUCCCACAGCAGCUGUUGAAUCAAUUGGAGGAGAGAGAAUGGAGGAAAAAGGAGAGAGAAUACAAGUUUGCAUGGGAGGGAAGUGCAAGAAGUCGGGGGCAGCAGAGCUAAUGGAGGCCUUCCAAAGGAGUUUGGGCUCCCAGGGUUCAGUUGUUGGGUGUAAAUGCAUGGGCAAAUGCAAGGAUGGGCCCAAUGUGAGGGUCUCAAGCAACAAUGGAGAAGAGGGUGUUUUGAAGGCUCUUUGCAUUGGUGUUGGAUUGGAGGAUGUGGGUUCUAUUGUGGCAAACUAUUUGGGGGGAAACAAGGAUGUGGGUUUGGUUGCGGCAUGAAAAAGAUCUUUGGCGUUUUUUGUUUUUCCCCUCUCUAUUUGCUGGCUAUUGUUGCAGCAUGAAAAAGAUCCAUUGUUUCUUCUUCUGUUUGUUGUGUUUUGUUGCAGCAUGAACAAGAUUUCUGGUUUCUUCUUCUCUUUGCAUUAAGGGGAAACCAAGUGUUGGAUUAUUUUGUUGCAGCAAGAAAAGGAUUUGUUAUUUUUCUUCUCUCCGUAUUGGUUGGUGUAAAUAUGGACAUAAGGGAUCGUUCUUCUCUUUAAAGUUUAAACUAAAUUGUAUUUUCAAGCAAUUGUGGUACAAGGCAUCAAUAAGGAAUUGUGAGAGCAAUUAAAGG